AAACAAUGGAAAGAAAUUUUUGUAUCCUAUUGGCUCAAACUGUCAAAGCAGUAUCUUGAAGAGUAUCUUAACAGUCGUACUUGUCAACACUAUAAAAUAGACAGAACUUUUUCUAUCUCUCGCCUUUGAUUCAUCAUUUCUUUAGCAAACACAAUGGCAUCCAAAUCUUUCGCUAUCAAAUAUUUUGUGUUGCUGUUGGUUGUAGCCCUGUUUUUCACAACUACAAUUCAUGCUCAAGAUCACAUCCAUGAAGAUGGCACUGUGCAUAACUCGACAGAAGUUUAUGAUCAUGACCAUGACCAUAAUCAUACAAAUACUACUGUUGGAGCCACAACUGAAGCUCAUAAGCACGACCACGACCAUGAUCAUGAUCAUGAUCAUAGCCAUGAAGUCUCUUCAGCUACUAACACUACACUUGUUAAUCAAGAAUCAGAAUCAGCAACUGCUGAACAUGAACACGAACACGAACACGGACAUGCUCACGGUAUUUCUUGUGAUAUGGAAGCUGAGUCUGCCUACAACAUGCCUAUGAGAAUCGGUUCUAUCUUCAUCAUCUUAGUUACUUCUGCUGUUGGUAUCUUUGCCCCCAUUGCUCUUUACCGUAUCAGCCCUCCUAAAGAAGGUGGCAUCCGCGACUGGAUCCUUGCUGCAGGCAAAUUUUUUGGCACAGGUGUCAUUAUUUCUACUGCAUUCAUCCAUAUGUUACCUGAAGCCCUUGAACGUUUUGAAUCCGAAUGCAUUGGAGAAGGCUGGCACUCUUAUCAUGCUUUCGGUGGUCUCUUUUGCAUGUUGGCAUCUUUCUUUCUUCAAUUGAUUGAAUUAGCUGCUAUCUCCAACCUGGAUAAGAUGGCAGCGAACAACAUCCCCGUAAUUAAUGAUAAAGAUGGUCAUGUAGUCAAUGAGAAAAUGGACAAACUUGGUCACUAUGAAACGGGACAUGUUCAUUCUGCUGGAUUCUUAGAAAACGAACAAUCUAUUCGCAACAUUGGCACAUUCAUCUUGGAAUUGGGUAUUGUUAUGCACUCUAUUAUCAUUGGUAUUACUCUUGGUACUAUUAGUGAAGGCUCAUUCCAAACUUUGUUGAUUGCUUUGGUAUUUCAUCAGUUCUUUGAAGGUAUCGCUCUUGGUACUCGCAUAAACGAGCUUCAAUGCAAUACAUGGCUUAAACCUACUGUAAUGGGCCUUUUGUUUAUCUGUAUGACUCCCAUUGGUGUUGCUAUCGGCAUUGGUAUUCGUUCUUCUAUUAAUCCUCCUGCUGCUAUUUUAGCCCAAGGUAUCUUGGAUUCUCUUUCAGCUGGUAUCUUGCUCUACAAUGCUUACGUUUCUCUCAUGAGCAUGGAAAUCAACCACAAUACCUCUUUUAGAAGAUCUCCUUUAUCACGCAAAAUCUAUUGCUUUAUUUGUAUGUAUAUUGGUGCCGCUCUCAUGUCUGUUCUGGGUACAUGGGCAUAAAAAAUUAUUUACUCAUUAUUUUUCAUCUAAUGGUUUCCUUUUAAUUGCAUGGCUCUCAUUUGUACUUCGUUAAUAUAUGGAAUAAACAAUCCC
Molecule: messenger RNA, 1545 nt
Organism: Gilbertella persicaria
Lineage: Eukaryota; Fungi; Mucoromycota; Mucoromycetes; Mucorales; Choanephoraceae
Product: ZIP zinc transporter-domain-containing protein
Exons: 5
Coding region: 154-1452 (432 amino acids)
Biological process (GO): zinc ion transmembrane transport
Cellular component (GO): plasma membrane
Molecular function (GO): zinc ion transmembrane transporter activity
Source: RefSeq, a predicted model, not a curated record